AUGCCGAAACGGAAUUGUCUUCGCUUCGGAAGUUCUUCGGAAGUUGCCAACAAACUCUACAAUCACCAUUUAAAGAUUUGUUCUUCUUAUUUGCCAGUGCCUAUCUCAAAAGUGGAUGAUGAAAACAUCGGCGAAUGGUAUCGUGGAUCGGAAAUGGAUUACACGGGGAUCGAUGGAACCGAGCCUCCACAAGUGAUUCCAUCUCCAGAGGUUGAUUUCAAGAACGAUGACGAGACAGCUGAU
This is a messenger RNA of Mesorhabditis belari, 243 nucleotides long. The record is from the annotation of a GenBank genome assembly. Lineage: Eukaryota; Metazoa; Nematoda; Chromadorea; Rhabditida; Rhabditidae.